Molecule: messenger RNA, 3777 nt
Organism: Microplitis demolitor
Lineage: Eukaryota; Metazoa; Arthropoda; Insecta; Hymenoptera; Braconidae
Product: ATP-dependent DNA helicase Q1-like
Exons: 2
Coding region: 215-1960 (581 amino acids)
Biological process (GO): double-strand break repair via homologous recombination
Cellular component (GO): cytoplasm; chromosome
Molecular function (GO): nucleic acid binding; ATP binding; four-way junction helicase activity
Source: RefSeq, a predicted model, not a curated record
UGACAUUAUAAUAAUUAUCAUUUAAUUAUUUAAAUUGUUUUUAUUUUAUUUCUUUUUUAAUUAAAUUAAACGAAUGUCGAUAAAAUAGAUUAUAUGUUGAUAUUAAGAAAUCUGUAGUUUAGAUAAAAGUCCAAUGACUAACCUCAUUUAUUUUUGUUAAAAAUUUUAUUUUUUAUUAUUAUUCAUGAUAAUUAAUUUUUAAACAAGUACAGAAAUGGAAGACGAUGAAAUAAAAAGAAUAGACCUUGAAAUUCGGCGAAUAGAUAAUGAAAUAAGAAAAUUAAAAAACCGUAAAGAUGAAUUGAAUGAACGUAAAGAAAAAAUAAUAAAUGAUGCAGUUCGUCAGAAAAGUAUGGAAUUAUCUAAACGUGAUUGGAAUAAUAGCAAUUUCCCAUGGUCGAAAAAAUUGCAAGCGAAGUUAAAUGAUGUUUUGAAAAUAGAUAAGUUUCGAGAACAUCAACUGGCGGCUAUAAAUGCAGUGUUAUCAGGAGAAGAUACUAUUUUAGUAAUGCCUACGGGUGGUGGAAAGAGUUUGUGUUAUCAAUUACCAGCAAUAACAAUGAAAGGUCUUACUAUCGUUGUUUCUCCACUGAUAGCAUUAAUCGAAGAUCAAAUACAUGGUCUUAAAAAAGUCAAUGUUAAAGCAGGAAUGUUGACGUCAAAUAAAAAUGAUCUAGUUAAAAUGGCUUGGGAUGCUUUAGACGGUAAAAAUGAUGAUGUUAAUUUGUUAUAUAUUACUCCUGAAUUUAUGAAGAAGUCUAAACGAUUUAUGUCUAAAUUACAAAAAUCAUUUAACCAAAAACGCGUUAAAUUAUUUGCUAUUGAUGAGGUUCAUUGUUGCAGUACUUGGGGUCAUGAUUUUCGUCCCGAUUAUCAAUUUCUUGGCUGUUUAAAAGCUAUGUUUCCAGGCGUUCCAAUCCUAGGAUUAACAGCAACAGCUACCACUAAAAUACUUGAUGAUGUACAAAAAAUGUUAGAUAUUCAAAGUUGUUUGAUACUUCGAGCAUCAUUUAAUCGACCAAAUUUAAUGUAUGAAGUUAGAAGAAAACCUAGUGAUAAAGAUAAUUGUUUGAAUAUGUUAGUUAAUUUAUUGAAGACAAGAUUUUCUGGUAAAUCAGGGAUUAUUUAUACAACGACAAUAAAAGAUGCUGAAACUUUAACAGCCAGUUUACGUGGACACGGUCUUAAAUUGGGAUGUUAUCAUGCUAUGCUGGAACCAGAUGUUCGUUCUAAAAUUUAUCAACGUUGGAUCACUGGAGAGUAUCAAGCUGUUGUUGCUACAAUAGCAUUUGGACUAGGUAUUGACAAACCAAAUGUCAGAUUUGUUAUCCAUCACUGUAUGUCUAAGUCAAUGGAAAAUUAUUAUCAAGAAAGCGGACGCGCUGGUCGUGAUGGUAAAAAAGCAACUUGUAUUGUACUAUUUAGACUCGCAGAUGUUUUUAAACUCAGUACUAUGGUGAUUGGAGACAAAGUUGGUCUUCAAAAUCUCUAUAAGACUCUUGAGUACUGUUUAGACGCAAGUACAUGUCGAAGAAGUCUUAUUGCUACGCAUUUUAAUGAAUCAUGGAGCAAAAAAGACUGCAAUGAAAUGUGCGAUCAUUGUACAAAAACCAAAAAGACUGAAACAACCGAUAUAACGGCAUAUUGUCAACAAAUAUAUCAGAUAAUUGAUAAAGCCAAUGAAACCGAGAAUAAUUUAACUUUAUUAAAACUUGUUGAUGCUUGGUACAAUAAAGGUACAACAACUCAUCGAGUUUCUAGUGUUCCUACACCAAAGUUUUCACGAGAAACUGCCGAAGCAAUUAUUGCCUAUCUUCUUAUCAAUGGAUAUCUUAAAGAAGAUUUUGUUUUUAAUGCAUACGCCAAUUUAAGUUAUCUUAUCCGAGGUCCUAACUCAACUUUGAUAUCAGAUAACACUCAUAAAAUACUUUUUACUCAUGAUGAAGGACUCAAGCUUUAGUUAUUUAUUUUAAUCAUAAACUUGUCCUUGUACUUAAAUGUCGAUUACUACAAUAGAUUAAAUAGAUAUUUAUUAAAUAGCUUUUACAAAUAAAUAUAUGAUAAGUUUAAAGUCAAUUUAAUGAUUUUGUUUUAAAAGUUAUUAAAUCUUUUUAACUAAUUAAAUAAAAGUUGAAUGACAGAGAUAACCCAGAAAUAAUAAUUAGUGUUGAUAAAGAAUUUAAAAAACUGAUGGGUUAAUUAUAUAAAAAAAAAAAAAAAACUUUUUUUUAUCAGUAAAGUGACGAUAAAGGAAAAAAUUGUUUUUGAAUAACUAAUGUAAUGAUACAUUACAAUGGUAUUGAUUACUAAAUAAAUAAGGAAAAAAACUAAAUUUUUAUUGAAAGACAAAGAAUCUUUGCACUCGAUGCAAAAAAAAAUGUUUUUCGUAAUAAAAAUUAAAAAUAUUUGCAUUUACAGUUUUUAAAAAAGUCUGUAAUAAAAAAAUGAUUUUUUUUUUAAGGGGGGAAAAGGGUCUGAGAUACAAAAAAAAAGAGAUUUUUUUUUUUCAGAGCGGCUUCUUUAUUAAAAUUCUUAAAAUUUUUGACAUUAUUAAGCAUCAUUCCAAGAAUAUUCUGCAAAAUUUUCAUUAAAAAAUAUUGAAAAAUAAGCCAGUGGUAGUGGGGAGAGCCGAGUCACCUCAAAAUAAAAGUCUCCAUGAAGUAGGCAGGAUAACUCAUGACUAUCUCAUCUGAAAUCAAAAAACCUAAAAGAUUUCUUUAGUACAGAAGUUUAUUUUAGAUUUGAAUGAAGGAAUAAAUAAAAUAUUCAUUUUUGAAUUUUUUGUAAAGGUGGAAUCAAAAAACUCUGAUUUUUGUCAAAAAUGGUUCCUUUUGUUUAAUUAAAAAAGAAGUAAUUAUUGAGAAAAAAAAUCUUUCGUUCAGAUCGUAGAUAAACUUAUGUACUAAAGAAGUCUUUUUGGUUUUUUGAUUCCAGAUCAGUUAGUCAUGAGUUAUCCUGCCAACGGCAUGGAGACUUUUUUUUUAAGGUGACUCAGUUCUCCCUACUACCCCUGGGUUAUUUUUAAAUAUUUUUUUAUGAAAAUUUAGCAGAAUAUUCUUGGAAUGAUGCUUAAUAAUAUCAAAAAUUUUUUAAAUUUUAAUAAAGAAGGUACUCUGAAAAAAAAAUUUACAAAAAUAUCCUCUUUUUUUUGUAUCUCAGACCCGUUUUCCUCCUUAGUUGACUGUAAACUUAAAUUAUAAAAAAAAAUAUUGAAAAUAUUUAUCUAAGUAUUAAAAAAAAUUUAUAUGUAAAUAAAUUUAAAUCCUCAUUAAAAAGUCACAAAGACAUUUAACUUAUUCUGUUAAUUAAUUUUGAAAACAGUAAUCGAUAUUAGAAAGUUUAAAUGAAUUUCUAUUUAGUUUCUACCGAUAAAAAUAUACAAGAAAUGAAUACUUAAAUAUUUUUUUUAAAAAAUUCAUUUAUCAAUAAAUCAAAAAUAAUAUUAACAAGGACUUAUUAAAAAUUAACAAUAAUAUUUGAGAAGAAAUAGACUGAGCAGUUAAAAUAAACUAGUGAUUCAAGAUGACCGCCACAAUUCAGGUGGGAUUAUUGAUCCUCAAAAGAGUAAAGCAUUAAUGCUGAUUCGCGUGAACUUAUGUUUUGUAUGUUGAACAAUAUACAUCGUAUACGUCAUUAUUUUAUUAAACUAUGUACUAUCUAAGCCUACGUUUUAUAUCAAUGUAAAUUAACGUCACAUAUGUUGUAAUUUUUUUCAAAAUAAUAUUAAAUAACUUUUUGAUACGAAAAUUCAUAAAUUCAUUCAUUUUAAACAUUCGC